Messenger RNA from Lepisosteus oculatus (spotted gar), 5649 nucleotides. RefSeq names its product MyoD family inhibitor (gene mdfi). The record is from RefSeq and is a predicted model, not a curated record. NCBI's taxonomy places the organism in Eukaryota, Metazoa, Chordata, Actinopteri, Semionotiformes, Lepisosteidae.
UUUGCUACCCAUUAAGUGUUAAGCGUAGAGAAGCUAUCUCUGAAGAACUGACACAUGCCUCACAAUGUACAGUCUACUUAAAAUAGCCUGCAGGUUAAGCAGUCUGCCCUGCAAUGAGUCUUAGCAGUAAAAACUUUCGUGUUGUUAAAUAAGUUUUGUCCAAGGAAACAAAAUACAAUUGUUACACCAUACAAGAUACGAAUUAUUAGAAGGAGUAGACAUUGAGUGUUGCAAAGAAAACCUGCAGAUACUGUAAAUAGAAAGUGGAAUACAGUUACAUAGCGUGGAGACUUUUUUAUCUGGUUUUACCGGCAACAUUAUACAGUACCUAAUGUAUAAUAGAAGGGCAUGCUUAUUAAAAGUCAGCUUUUGAUCUAUAAAUAACAACUAAAAGAAUGUGGAUUAAAAAAAUAAGAUCAGGUCAGAAUUAAGCGUUGAUAAAGAGAAGUUACAAGUUCAAGUGAACGGCUAAGAACUAAGUGAGAAAUUGUUGUGUAGAAAUGUCAUUCGAAAUUAAAUAAUAAUCGCUUUCCUCCACUGCAUUGUCGUAACAGUGUAUCGUUUAUCACAUUUUAAAUUUACUUGUGCGCAGGGACCAUCCCGAAACCUUGUUUUCAUUUGUCUCUGCUUUAGGUUAAACCUAAUUAUAGAUUAGUUAAACACAAGUUCUUUCUAAGUUUCUUGCCUAAAGGAAACACAGUAAUCAGCCUUGAAUGCAAUUUCCUGUUGAAGGGACUGAAGCUGUCUCCAAGACUGUACCGAGGGAAGGAGGGAGGGAGAGAGAGAAGGGUAACAGACGUUAGAAAGUGGUAAAACACAGGACAAGAUACAGCGAAGUUGCUAGAGAAAGGUGGCGAACACGAAUAACAGCGCUUGUCCAGUCGGCUAAAGCAAAAAGCCAAAAGUUGGAAAAGCGAGCGCGGCGGCACACGAAGAAAUCUCUCCCAGGGGCUCGGGGAGCGAGAAACAGGGAUACACAAGAAACACGAAAACUUCACCCAACAGCAACACAAACGCCGGAAUUUGGAAGUUGCAGAGGCCGUAAGAACUUUUCCUCAUCACAUUGGGACACAGGCAUCGGAACAGGCUGUGCAAGUAAAGUAAUAACUGCAGCCGGAAUGAACGAUAGAUAAGUUUGUGAAGAAGAACCAAGUGAAGAAAGAAGCAUAGAAUGCAAUUGAUGCAGUAUUUCUGAGCGCCUCAAGCUUGUGGACAGAUGUCAGGGGCUCGCGGUCCCCCGGCCAGCUCUCCUGACUCUCCUGAGGAUGAGGACCACUGCUCGAUACAGCACCAGCCCGGGGCUCCAGUCUCAGAAGAAGAGGCAUUUGAAAACUGCGAGCAAUCCCAUGCUGAAGCAACGCCGAGGGAACCUCCUGUACCCCAUGGGAUUGAGAGGAACACGAACGAUGACAGAACCCCUCUCAAGAUGGACUCUUCAACGCCAAGCAAGAGCAUAACAUGCCAGCCUCAGGCCUCUCCCUUUAGUCCCACGCUGGACGGCUUGGCUCCGGAGACGCCCUGCCUGCUGCACAACGGCGGCCAGCGCCCCCCGCCCCCCCAGAAGAACGGGAGCCCGCAGGGGCGGCCGGCCGCGCCCCGGAAGCCACACGGGAAGCUGCAGUCCCACCCCUCCCUCAGCAGCCAGAGCAGCAAGAGGAGCAAAGGCAGCUCCAAGUCUGCCAGCUCCCAGAUCCCCAUCGAAGCAGAGGAUGAUUGCUGUGUCCACUGCAUCCUGGCCUGCCUGUUCUGCGAAUUCCUCACGCUGUGCAACAUCGUGCUGGACUGCACCACCUGCGGCUCCUGCGCCUCUGACGACUCCUGCUUCUGCUGCUGCUGCGGGUCGGAGGAGUGCGGCGACUGCGACCUGCCCUGCGACAUGGACUGCGGCAUCAUCGACGCCUGCUGCGAGUCGGCCGACUGCCUGGAGAUCUGCAUGGAGUGCUGCGGCCUCUGCUUCUCCUCGUGACCCCCGGGCCCCGGCGUGCUGGAGACUGCGAGGAAACAGCAGGCGAGCUCGGCUGCCUGGAGAAGCCCGUGAGGAAACCUCUGUGGGGCCAAGGGCUGGGCCGCUGGAAGACUGGCUGACUUCAGAGGACACAAGGCUCCUGAACCUGUUGCCUCUCAACCCGUCGCGCUGCUGUGUGAAAUUCCAAGGCCGCCCCUUCCCCUUCUCGCUGUGCCAUUCGCUCUAUACGAUGUAGAUCACAGUUAGAACAAACCCUUUCGGUGUGCAGUGGCUGGACUGUUUUGGAGGGCUGAUCUUCAGCCACGGUUUUUGACCGUUUCACAAAGAGCGUAGGGUAAGAAACUUAUUUUUACCCACCAAGAUCGUAAAACACAAAACAGCUGUUGAUAUUUUUAGGGAGAAAUAUAAUAUUAAGAGGCAAAGAAGUCAGGGUCUAAGCAUUUAUUAAUGUAAAAAAAGGAACUAUGACAUUUUCAAUGAAAUGAGCGAUAAAAUCUGGUUGCUCAACAUUGUGCUUUAAAUUAAUGUUUAAAAAGAGACUGGCUCAAUUACUGUGGACAGCAGCAACAAAACUGUAUAUCCCUACUAUUGUAAUUGAAAGAGUUAUAAGUAAUGGGAGAGUUCUCAUUUAGCUAGAAAACAGGAGAAUAGAGUAGGGAACUAAACCUGUAAUGUUAUGUUUAGCUGCUGAAUGCUUAUAUAUAUUAUCAUAAAAAAAACGUUUAAUAUAUAAAUGUAUACCUGUAACACAAGGUUUUUUUUAUAUAUGGUCUUUUCAUACAUGUGUAAAAAGGCAUUUGUUUUAGUUCAAGAUCUUCCAUGUCCUAGAUCAUAUCAAAAUAUUUUAUUACAGAUUUUUUUAAAAGAAAUUUCAUGAUGCUGGAAAGGCUUAGAGGAAACUGUCACACAAUGGGUGGACAGACAGGCAACUGGAAAAAUAUGCUUAAUUUUUCUUUUGAGUAUAAAACUGUCACCUUUGCAGGUGAAGCUUUGUUGUGUGUGCACCUGUAAUAUACAAAAGCAAUGUACAGUAAGAGACAUUUCAGUGCACUGAACGCGCUAGAUGCAGUGUUUAUGAUCUCAAAAUUGAGUUUACUUUAUUUCGGCAGGCGGAGAGUAAAGUAGUAUUGGUAACUUAACUGUUGUCACUUCAAGCUCAACAAUGAUAACUGUGCACGUUCUGUAUCAAUAGACUGCAAAUGCUUGUGUAGCCACUGCCUUGAGUGGCUAAAUAAGUAUAUCUAAAUCAGUGUUAAGAUAGCAGCUAUACUGCAGCCACUAAUUCAAGGGAAAUAGUGUUGAUUUCUGAAAAGCUGAACCAGACAUACUUUCAAUACUGUACAUGAACAGGUCCCAUCAGUCUGAGGUGGGAUUAUAGUACUAGUUAGACCUGAAAAUCUACAUUAAAGAGACAUUUCAACAAAUAAUCUGUUAGCAGCCUAGUAGAAGAGAACCAUCAAUAAAGUAAUGUGGUAUAAAAAAGUCUUAACUUUUUAGAGAGCAAUAAAAAGGUUUAAUCUGUUCAGAUCAUUUAUUCAAUUUGCUGGAGAGAUGCAUUCUGUAAUUACUAAGACUACUGACCUCUGCUAUGUCAGAACCUUGACUUAGAUUUACAGGACAUGCUGUACAUUGAGCCAGAGUGAAGUAUAGUGACAGAUUGUCCCUUUGGGUUACUGGGGACACCACUGUAAUGUAUAACUUAGGGAAAUGCUCAAUCCAAACAGGCAAGCUUGAGCAAUGAUACAGAGCAACACUGGCUCAAAUAGUUCAAUAACUUUAAAAAAGCUUCAAGCCAUUACACGUUUCAUUAAGAAUACUUUUGCAGUUAGGAUAUAAAGGCACCGAAAGAAUAAAGCUUUUGUUUCUGGCACGAUUUAUAUGACUUUGAAACUGAGGCACUCAUAAAAUGUUUUUCACAAGUCUUAUUAAAAUAGAAACAGUUGCUAUAGAGCAGGGGGUGUCAGGCUCGGUUCCUGGAGUUCCCAGUAUCCUCUGGUUCCACCCGAAUUCCAUAACAUAGUGGAGCAUAAUUAUAAUUUUUCUAACCUGGCUCCAAAGUCAAAAGUAAAGCUCCAAAGUUUUAAAAAAAAGUGUACUUUUAAUUAAGAAAAUCAAGUUAAUGUUAAGUAGUCCAUAGUAGACCAUAAGAAACAUUCUAUUUGUGUCAAAGUAAGAGAAUAGCUAGGUGAAUUGUUUGAUUGAUAACUCAGAUUGGAAUAAAAACCCAGAAGUCACCAGGCCCUCCAGGGACUCAACCUGACAUCCCUGCUGAAGAGGUUUAGCCUUUAAACAUUGUUAGUGAGCUCUGCUGCAAAGCAUGAAGUGACCAGGGCUGAGCCUGUGAGAAGCUGCUUAUGUACACCAUUAUGCAAAGAUGUGCGAGACAGCAUUCAGGCCAGAAUAAAUACUUAUCAGCAAUAUUCUAACUUCUGCAGGCGGGAAUGCAGAAGAGUUUUGAGUUCUAGAAAUGAAUACAGGUGUGGCCUGGGGUAGCCUUUAUCAUGCCUCUCAAUAGCUCAGCCCACUGUUCUCAUCUGCACUUCAGAAAUGUUUUAAGAGAACAACCAAAAUAUAAAUGUGAUGCUUUUGGGACAAAUACCAGGCUCUUCACAUUCAAUCUGCAGUGCUGAUGUUUUAGUUUUUGCUUGACAUAUUUCAAUCUUGUUGACAGUUUCUGAAAGAGAUUUAAUCCUGUUCUUCACCAGGGUCAGCACAGCCUAAAUCUUUCCUAAUUUGCCUAAGAGAGGAAGCUCUUUUUAAACACAUUCCCAGCUUCUGAAGAGCAAGUGCAGAUAAGUCCCAUUUUUGUCUAGCAAAAGGGAAAUUACUUGACCUUUUAACCAUCCGAAUAGAAAUUUUAAUCUUCUGAGAAAAGGAAGGCAGAAAAUGAGAAAGAAAGAAUCCCUUAAGUACGAUAAUUUAUAAUUAUAACCUUUAAAGUCCUGAAACAUUUUUUUAAAUGAAGGUCUAUGGUAAAACUGCAAAAAAAAAAAUGAAAUGCAAUAAGACUGACGCCGGUGACUGUGUAUUGAAAAUGCUGUUUGAAAUGAGACUGGAAUGUCAGACGAAGGAUUGAACUUGACUUAUGUGUGAUAAAUGCACAGUAUACUGCUCGGCACACCAGGCAGCUGCGGUCUAAACGACAAAGUCCCCUGACGGGCAUCCUCUUCUUCUGGCACCUGCCAUUUCAUUGCUGUGAGAUUCAGGCUGGCUCCCUAAAACACAUCAUCUCAGCCAUCCAAACAUCCCUUUGUCCUAAUCUCCAUAACAUCAACCUGUGUCCCCAGAUCCUUGCUCCAUUGCGGCAGAGCUUUUGGAAGACAACUUGUGGAGCAGAGCUAUAACCAAGGACACCACAGAAACACAUGUGAAAACACAAGCACUCUUUGGAAGUCGAAAGAGAAAUGAUCAGACUGGAGUCAAUGCAAUAGUGUAUUAUUUUUUUCUUUUCAUGUGCAAUCAAAAAUGUAAUGAAUUAAUGGAGUAUGUGUUAAACCAAAGCUUUGCAGGGCUUAUUCUGUAGAUUUAUGUUCUAAAGACUUAGGUUUGAUUUGUUGCUCUGCUAGGAUCUAAAUUUUAUGGUACAAACAAUUUAACAUUUGAUAUUCUGUGCCUCACCUGCUGUGUCCUAAAACACAGGACUAUGACAGAUGACUUGAUAUUAAAAAUGCAUUGUUAUUUAA